AUCUGGCUGAUUAUAUAGUCAUAAGGUGUACAUACAGCUGUCAUGUUGCAAUCAAUAACAGAUUGGCUAGGCACACUGUAAUAGCUAGCAGGUGCCUCCUCCCUAAAUAAGAUACUUGCGUCAAUAAAGCCCAUAGCAAUCAAAUGGUGGUUUUUAUCUUUCCAGCUUGGAACUCUGACCUGUUGCCAUUUAUGAUGUGAUCCUGAGAAUUGUUGCAGCAGAACAGGACAACUUCUUGGAUUCAUUCUUGCCUUGUGGAAGAAUGGAAGAAGCCGAACUGCUGAAAGAAAGAUUGCAGGCCAUCACGGACAAGAGGAAACUGCAAGAAGAAAUCACACAGAAACGCCUGAAAGUAGAAGAAGAAAAACUAAAACAUCAGCAUCUGAAGAAAAAAGCUCUGCGUGAAAAAUGGCUCUGGGAUGGAUUAAAUACUUUCAGUCCAAAAGAACAAGAAGAAAUGCAAAAACAGAGUCAAGAGGAUCAACAACAAAUGAGUGAGUUGGAAGAAAAUAUCCUCAGACUUGAGAAAGAAAUUGAAGAUCUUGAGAAAGAGGAACUGACAAUCUCAGCGAAAGAAAAGGCCAUAUUAAAGAAGCUUAAAUCAGUUGAAAGGACCACCGAGGACAUUAUAAAGUCUGUGAAGGUGGAAAGAAUAGAGACCAGAGAAGAACCUGCUGACUACAUAUAUGCCAAUAUCCCAGAUCUCCCCAAAUCUUUCAAACCAUCUGCACUUAAAAGGACGAAGCAUCUAGAAACAGAGGAAGAUGAAGAAAACCGAAAAGCCCUGUUUGCUAUGGAAAUUAAAGUUGAAAAAGAUAUGAAGACUGGGGAAAGCACAGUUUUAUCAACAAUACCCCUUCCAUCAGAUGAAUUUAAAGGUGCAGGAGUAAAAGUGUACGAUGAUGGCCGAAAGUCUGUCUAUGCAGUGUGUGCCAAUGGAAACAUCAAAACCAAUGAGGUGGAUGGCCUUGCACCUGUUGAGGUGGAGGACCUCUUAAGACAAGCAACUGAAAAACAGUCCAAGUCACCCACUGAAUAUCAUGAGCCAGUAUAUGCAAACCCAUUUUGCAGACCUACAACUCCUCAGAAUGAUAAGUCAACCCAGGGACUUAAUGGUGACAAAGGUGCUACUCCAAGUAAGAUGAACAGACUUGAUUGUUUUGUCGACGAAACAGCCAAUACCAAAGAAAAUGGUUUAGACCAUUCAAAGGACUGUCAGAAGAAUUCUCACUCCCCAGCUCUUCAGCAAACAGCAUCUGCUCUAUCAAUUAGCCCCCCAAAGAAGGUAGCAACAAAUAUUCAAAGAGAAGUUGUACAAGAAUCUGUGGAGCCAUAUCACAAGAUGAGGCAAGAUCCAAAAUUGAGAAACUCUGUCAACACUAAUGAAGGGCCUUCUUCUGUGACAUUAAAAGGUGAUGACGAGUCCAGUUAUAGUAUAGUCCAAGCAGUACCGUGCUAUGUAGAUGAUACAGAACCUGUUACAAUGAUCUUUAUGGGAUACCAGCAUGUGGAUGAUGAAGAACUGAAUAAAACUGUCUGUGGAUAUGAUGGGAUUAUCCAUGCAGAACUUGUUGUCAUAGAUGAUGAUGAAGAUGACGAAGAAGAAGUAGUAGUAAAAGAAGAAGACAGCAAUGAAGGCAAUAAAGUUGAGACACCCUUGUAUCAUCCAGUGGGUCCUUACAGCCAGGUCUACCAGCCACCCAGCCAGACAAGUGCAAUUCUACAAGGAAACUCCAGCAAAACUGCUGGUGACAAUAUGAACGACUCACCUUACAAAAAUUCCAUAUCACUCAAGGAACAAGAGGAGAGUUUAAGCCACUCUACCUACAACGGUCAACUCGAAAACCAGCAAGCAGGUGAUGGAACGGAAGAUCCUUCCUUAACAGCUCUGAGAAUGAGAAUGGCAAAACUGGGGAAAAGGGUGAUUUAACAUCUGUAGCGGAAUAAGGCUAAAUAUCUGGCUAUGUGAUAUGAACCAAAAGAAGAAUUCUCUGCAUUUUGGACCUGGGUGGCUUUUGCUUAUUCAAAUAUACAUAUAUAUAAAUAAUGGCACUUUAAAUGGACAAAUACUCGGACAGAGAUAGUUUGCCACUCCAGAUCCAUAACAGUUUAAAAAUGGCAUCCCUUUAAGAAUGACUGGUAAGAAUGAUAGGAAACUCCCCAUGUUAUGAUUUGUCCUAGGAACCUGGAAACCUAUCUUGGAAUGGAUAACAGAGAAUUUUGUUGCAUGAAAAUUCUUUCUUUCUCCUUCUUGACCACAUGGGCUGCUAUCGUAAGAGUGAGCAACUGUGGAAUACUAGGGGGCACAUCCGCCCUCCAAGAGAACCUACACACAGAGACAUCACACUUGCCCAUGCAGAAACAAAUAUCACCUGUUUACCUUGUCAUGCCCUCUUAGGGACAAGGGGUCAUUUUGACCAUGCUUUGACACCUUCUUGAGCUAUUUGAAGGCUUAAACCCAUUUUUGAAAAUUUUAGACCUCUGGGGAACUCAAGAAUAAUACCAAACAUGACGACACUGCCCACCACACCCCCUAAAGCAGUGAUUCUCAACAUGUGUGUCCCCAGGUGUUUUGGCCUACAACUCCCAGAAAUUUACCAGGUUGGGAUUUCUGGGAGUUGCAGGCCAAAACAUCAGGAGACCCAUGGGUUGAGAACCACUGACUUAAAGAAAUUUGGAGAGAUAUUCUGGGGUAAAGCUAUUUUACUUCCAUGGGGUGCAUGCAGCCAAGGAGUCACACAUUGCCCAUCUCUAUGCUAGAGUGUAACUCUUGCAUUUACUUGACCAUAUACCAACUCAUCAUGAUACUUAUAGUCAUUCACAAGGGUUAGGGUACAGAAAUCUCAAGAAAGUGAGAAACUAUAAAUAAAAAAACACUUGUCUAAGAUCUCAAGGGGCCCUUCUGCACAGCCCUAUAUCCCAGAAUAUCAAGGCAGAAAAUCCCACAAUAUCUGCUUUGAACUGGGUUAUCUCAGUCCACACUCAGAUAAUGUGGGAUUUCUUGCCUUUAUAUUCCGGGAUAUAGGGCUGUGUGGAAGAGCCCUAGAUCUUCCACUACCACUCUGCUGCCAACAUUUACUGGAAACUGCAAAAAUCAGAGCUGCAAACAUGGAGGUUUCAGAGUACAUUCCCUUACCUUAAACACCAGACAUGUUCUUUUUCCCAUUUGAUUCCUACUGGAUAAAUGGUGAAGGAAAUGUUAAGGAAAGAUCUGGUUAUUACAAACCCAAAGACAUGGGGAACUUCAUACUAGUAGCCAGCUUUAGUCAGAUCUUAUUCUUCCCCAAUUGGAUAUACCUUCCUGCUUCAAAACUCUUGCCUGCUAUGGAGAUGGAUGCAUGUAAUAUGUGUAGCACUAACUUGUUUUACUGAAGGCUAUGUUUCCAGUGUCAACCAGCUUCAUAUUAAUGAAGUACAUAUAUUUGCAAGCAGGGGAGAGCUAAAUGAAGCAACGUUUAGCUUUCAAAUUUUAUAUUUCUAAUUGUCUCAGGAAGUUUAGGCUCAUGUUGAGCUUUCUAUUUGUUCAACUGGGCCAUCCUAAGAGUUAACUGCUAUUAAACAUGAGCAAGAGCACCACACAGUGUCUCAAUAGUGGAAGUGGCAUUCCCAAUGCUUUGAUUUAUGUUGAAAUAAUACUAAGUACAACAACACUGCCCCUUUGCUGCAAAAGAAAGAAAUGACAAGUAACAUGAAAGAUGACAUGAAAGAUGGAUUUGCUGGAAAGUCCAGCCUCUAAAAUGUGUCAACAAUAUACCUUGUGAAGAAC
Anolis sagrei ordinatus is the source of this 3766-nucleotide messenger RNA. RefSeq names its product palmdelphin (gene PALMD). The record is from RefSeq and is a predicted model, not a curated record. Gene Ontology annotation, biological process: regulation of cell shape. Lineage: Eukaryota; Metazoa; Chordata; Lepidosauria; Squamata; Anolidae. Gene Ontology annotation, cellular component: cytoplasm; membrane.